This is a messenger RNA of Dicrocoelium dendriticum, 375 nucleotides long. NCBI's taxonomy places the organism in Eukaryota, Metazoa, Platyhelminthes, Trematoda, Plagiorchiida, Dicrocoeliidae. The record is from the annotation of a GenBank genome assembly.
AUGACGUUGAGAACUAUCCAUUUUGUUUUACUCAGGUAUCAAUUUUUUCUGCAAGUUCGGAAGGAUAUACUCGAGGGACGGCUUCCCGUGUCGAAGCCUGUGGCUGCUCACUUAGCUGGAUUGGCGCUUCAGUCUGAACUGGGUGACUUCAGUGCGGAUGAGUGCCGACCGGGUUAUGUAGCGCAGUUCCGUUUCAUGCAACAACAAACGGCCGAGUUCGAAACCCAAGCGUCAGAUUGGCAUCGCAAAUCCAGUUCAAUGCUCCCGAAUGCCGCUGAAUUGGAAUUUCUCAAUGUCGCUCGCCAACUGGAUCGAUACGGUGUCAGGACACAUGAUGCUAUGGUAAGUACUAGCGAGCCACGGGCUCUACACUGA